Molecule: messenger RNA, 1490 nt
Organism: Pistacia vera
Lineage: Eukaryota; Viridiplantae; Streptophyta; Magnoliopsida; Sapindales; Anacardiaceae
Product: probable tRNA N6-adenosine threonylcarbamoyltransferase
Exons: 5
Coding region: 210-1271 (353 amino acids)
Biological process (GO): tRNA threonylcarbamoyladenosine modification
Cellular component (GO): cytoplasm; EKC/KEOPS complex
Source: RefSeq, a predicted model, not a curated record
GCCUGGAGGCAAAUUGCAGAAGGAGAUAACUUUUGAAGGCUUUAAAACCCUAGUAGUUCUGACAGUUAUCUACUGUCAGUUACCGUUACGUUUCUCUCUGCUCAACUCAACCACUCGGCCGCCGCAGAAAAAAGAAAAAAGAGCAAGAUUGUUCAGUCGCAAGUUCUGCAACAAUUUUCUGAAAAGAAAGAGAAGGGCUUGGUUUUACGAUGAAGAAAAUGAUAGCUCUUGGUUUUGAGGGUUCUGCAAACAAGAUUGGUGUUGGGGUUGUAACGUUAGAUGGAACCAUUCUAUCAAAUCCACGCCAUACCUACAUUACGCCCCCUGGCCAUGGAUUCCUCCCUCGAGAAACCGCCCAACACCAUCUCCAACACAUUCUUCCUCUUAUAAAAUCUGCUUUGGAAACUGCUGGAAUAAACCCUGAUGAAAUUGAUUGCCUUUGUUACACCAAGGGUCCAGGCAUGGGGGCACCUUUGCAAGUUUCUGCUAUUGUUGUUCGGGUUCUUUCACAACUGUGGAAGAAGCCCAUUGUUGCUGUCAAUCACUGUGUGGCACAUAUUGAGAUGGGGAGGAUUGUGACUGGAGCAGAUGAUCCUGUUGUCCUGUAUGUCAGCGGAGGGAAUACACAGGUAAUUGCGUACAGUGAAGGGCGAUAUCGGAUCUUUGGGGAGACUAUUGAUAUUGCUGUGGGAAACUGCUUGGAUCGCUUUGCUCGGGUUUUAACUCUCUCCAAUGAUCCAAGCCCUGGAUAUAACAUUGAGCAGCUAGCGAAGAAAGGAGAAAAGUUCAUAGACCUUCCUUAUGUUGUCAAAGGGAUGGAUGUCUCUUUUAGCGGGAUUUUGAGUUAUAUUGAAGCCACCGCCGAGGAGAAGCUCAAAAAUAACGAGUGUACACCUGCAGACUUGUGCUAUUCCCUGCAGGAAACCUUGUUUGCAAUGCUUGUGGAGAUUACGGAACGGGCAAUGGCGCAUUGUGACAAAAAAGAUAUACUUAUUGUUGGUGGUGUGGGUUGUAACGAGCGUUUGCAAGAGAUGAUGAGAACAAUGUGCUCUGAGCGAGGUGGAAAGUUGUUUGCAACCGAUGACAGGUACUGCAUUGACAAUGGAGCGAUGAUUGCAUACACCGGUCUUCUUGAAUUCGCUCAUGGCUCAUCAACUCCACUAGAGGAAUCUACAUUUACGCAAAGGUUCAGGACCGAUGAAGUGAAAGCAAUCUGGAGAAUAAAAAAGGAGUCAGUUAGCAAGAAUGGUCUUAUGGACCAAAGCAACUAAGUUAAGAAGAUUCCGAUGUAUUGUCAUAUUGACUUUGCCAGAAGCAGUUUAACUACAAUGUCAGAUUAAAAAUGUUGUAAAUUCAUAUUAGAAAGCAAAUUAUUAUGGGUUGGAGCAUUAUAAGAUUUCUGUAUUUAAUUCUAUGUAAUUUAAAUUUUCCAAGUUCAGUUUAUCAAAUUGAACUUCAGUAAGUAAUAUUUGGCUCCUUAGUUCUUAAUA